Messenger RNA from Penicillium waksmanii, 621 nucleotides. Its product is annotated as mitochondrial 54S ribosomal protein mL61. Gene Ontology annotation, molecular function: structural constituent of ribosome. The record is from RefSeq and is a predicted model, not a curated record. The transcript has 2 exons. Lineage: Eukaryota; Fungi; Ascomycota; Eurotiomycetes; Eurotiales; Aspergillaceae. Gene Ontology annotation, cellular component: mitochondrion. The coding region runs from base 1 to 621 and encodes 206 amino acids.
AUGGUCAACCUAUUCAAGCGGAUCCGGAAGCUGAAGACUAUUCUCGAUAUCCGAGUCGGAACCGGUGCCGCCAUCCUCCCCAGCAUCGCCAAUGCCUCCAAAGAAUUUCCAGCAGUCACCCGGCUACACCUCACAUACGCGCAAAAGAUCUAUGGCGGCCACCAAGGCGCGCGGCAUUUCUGGCGCAACUGCCUCCCACGACUGAAGUACUACAACCCGGGCAUUCCCAUGACAGUAAAACAGACAACGGACCAAGACAUCCCAGCCACACUCUCAAUCUACUUCGCGGACCGGGUCGGCAGCACCGCGACAUCCAUCGCAGGCUCAAAGCAGAUCACCGACAAACAUGCGCCGGCCCCCGGCACCGGCGAGAAGAUGGCUACCGUCAACGUCAAGGAUCUCACCUACCAGGAGAUAUGGAACCGCGUGCAGGCGUCCACAAAUGCAAGCGAGGUCCCGGCCUCAGAAGAGGAUGUGGCCGAGGCGAAGAAGUUUGCUGCUAUCGAUGAGAAGGCUGUUCACGAUCGGGAGCGCAUACGGGCUAAGCGGCAAGCGAAGAAGGAUCAGGAGCGCAUGCUUGCUGAGGCUCGUGGCGAGGUUGAGAAGACGCAGACUGCUUAA